This is a messenger RNA of Leptosia nina, 864 nucleotides long. The record is from the annotation of a GenBank genome assembly. Lineage: Eukaryota; Metazoa; Arthropoda; Insecta; Lepidoptera; Pieridae.
AUGGCGAACCCUACUAUCGGGGUUUCGUUUGACCAGAAUGACAUGUCCAGCUGGUACUUUGGUGGACUGUCGAGAGCGGAAGCAACAAAACUGUUGCUAAAUGAAACGGAGAGUGGAGUGUUUCUUGUAAGAGAUUCAAAAACUAUACAUGGAGAUUACGUUUUGUGUGUCAGAGAAGACGACAGAGUGUCCCAUUACAUAAUAAACCGUAUGGUGUCACCUGAUGGUAGUACGCGUUUUCGGAUCGGGAAUCAGCUGUUCGCGGAUAUGCCGGCAUUGCUGGCCUUCUACCGGCUCCACUACUUGGACACCACGCCUCUAGUGCGGCCCCUGCCCCAGGCGAACGCACAAGCCGCUGCCCCGCCGCCGGCGCAGCCCCACCACGUCUUAGAAGUGGUGAUAGCCAAAUUCGAUUUUGAUGGUAGUGACGCAGACGACCUUCCCUUCCGUCGUGGCGAGAGGCUGAUGGUUAUCAACCGUGAUGAGGAGCAGUGGUGGACGGCGAGGAACGCGCAAGGCCGGACCGGGUCCAUACCAGUGCCGUAUGUGCAAAGGUUGCUGGACCCAUCUGGUGUACCGUACCCUGCAAAUGAGGCUCUAACUCAACUUGGAGACCCACCGAGUCCUCCGAACAACAAGCAACAGAAAGGGAGUAACAUGCAGCGAACUCUGCCCGCGCUAGCCCGCGUCAGACAGUCGAGGGUACCAAACGCUUACGACAAAACCGCUUUGAAAUUGCAAGAGGGAGAUAUACUUAAGGUAACAAAAAUGAACAUAAACGGACAGUGGGAAGGCGAGCUCAAUGGAAAAGUUGGACAUUUUCCGUUCACCUACGUCGAGUUCCUAGACGACAUUACUAGCUAA